AUGGUUUUCGGAAAAUACUUUACAGCCAGACACGAGUGGGAAAACGUGGACAAAAACGAAUUGCCCAGCGACAUCCCCGAGGUCGAGGAGGUGGGCGCAACCUCUGCUCCUCUCUUAUCGGCAGCAUACUUCAUUGGCGCCAGAUGCAAACCAUACAACGACGACUUCAUGUUGUGUAAAGACGAGAAGAAUGGAGGUACCGUAGAGUGCUUAAAGGAGGGUAGAAGAGUGACCCGUUGUGCAGUGUCUGUUUUGAAGGAUUUGAAUAAGUACUGUUUUGACGAGUUCAAGUUGCAUUACGAGUGUUUGGAGCAGGAGAACCACAGAUUGGGCUCUUGUAGAGCCAGCGAGAAGAUCUUCAACAAGUGUGUUUUUGACAACUUGAAGUUGGAGAAAAAGAUUCCCGGAGUGGAGCAGCAGAUCUUCCUCAAGGAGAAUCCUAUUUACACGGGUACUGGGAAGGACAAGAGUGUGGCCAAGGCGUUUUUGGAUACCAAGAGUGCUCCUGCCGAGCUGUCAUAG
Messenger RNA from Sungouiella intermedia, 522 nucleotides. Lineage: Eukaryota; Fungi; Ascomycota; Pichiomycetes; Serinales; Metschnikowiaceae. The record is from the annotation of a GenBank genome assembly.